AAUACUGGAAACUUGUGUCCGGUUGAUGUUUUCAAGGAAAUGGUGAUUUUAAAGUAAAUUCUCUAAAAAUGGAAAGUAUUACGAGUCCAGUUCCAUAUAUUGCAAAGCGAGAAUAUGGGUUAGUGUACGAUAUAAGGUCACAAUUGUUCAAAAAUCGAUUAAAUGCAGCGAAAAACUUAUUUCGUCGUGAUUUGGUGUGCCAUUUUGGAUGUGUAAAUGCUAUCGAGUUUUCAAGAAAUGGCGAAUUGCUUGUAUCAGGUGGCGAUGACAGGAGGGUCAUGCUAUGGCAAUUUGGGCAAGCUGUUAUGAACCAUGGAAAACCUGAGCCCAUGAAAGUUUUACACCAAUCAAAUAUAUUUUGUUUGGGAAUUACAUCAGAUAAUCAGAAAAUAUAUUCUGGUGGAAACGAUGAUAUUGUCAUUGUCCAUGAUGUGGAAUGCAAGUGUCCGAUGGAAAUACUGCAGCAUCAGAAGGCUGUUUGCAGUUUAAGUAUAGAUCCUUUCAAUGAGAGAGUUAUAUCGACAGCAGGCAAUGAUGGACGACUGCUGCUGUUUGAUACGAGGCAAUCUGUUCAUGAGUCGCUGGUAAUCUACCGAAGCAGAAAAGCUUUCCAUGGAGUUAUGUUUCAUCCGCACCAAGUGGGCAUCCUGGCGUCAGCUAAUGAGCGUGACGGGGUAGCAUUAUGGGACUUGCGGUCUCCUAAACACCCUGUGUUGCGAUACGUGGGUAAUAACGGUACGCACCAGAAUAGUAUGAGUGUGCGGUUCAACCAAGCGGGCACGCAUAUCUUCGCCCUGCGGCCGCGUAACAUGCCCGUUCUGUAUUCCGUGCAGUCACCAGAGCCCGUCACAGAGUUCUACCACCAGGACUAUUACAACUCGUGCACGAUGAAGAGCUGCUCGUUCGCCGGCAAGGAUGACCAGUUCGUGCUCUCCGGGUCGGAUGACUUCAAUUUGUACAUGUGGAAGAUACCAGAUAUGGGCGGUACGGCCAUGCCUGGAUCAACGGUGGCGCCACCUCAUAUUGUGCUGUACGGACAUAGGUCUAUAGUCAAUCAGGUUCGAUAUAACAGUCAAUAUUGCCUGAUAGCCUCUUCGGGCGUCGAAAAAAUAAUUAAGGUAUGGUCUGCCGUUGAAUAUCCGAAGAUGACCGGAAGUCUCCUGGACGAGGCACAGGGCUCAGACAAUCCAAGAGAAAUUUACAGCCAGGCGGAUUAUAUUUCGCUUGUACACCACAGUGGACAGUAUAUAACGCACAACUACGCCGAACAGUCGACGAGUGAGGACCCGCGUAUGAUGGCGUUCUUCGACUCGGUGGUACAGCGAGAGUUGGACUGUCCCGGCGAGGAGACCGACUCGCUGGAUGGCAGUAGUUCUGUGUCGCCACGCGGUCGGGACUCCGACACCAGCGACACGGAUCACAUCGUCGCAGACCUACUGCCCUUACCGCCCAAGAGAGCAUUGCCGAACGGCAACCGUAGUCAAAGGUGCCCGAACAGACUGGCCCGGCCCAUUGCUGCCCGGUACCCGAAGAACACCAGACCGAACAACAGAGGCUCCUUAAGGCGUAGCAAGGAUUCACGUUCAUGCGUAAGUAAGUUUGGCAAGAACGUGUCGGGCGCCAGCUGUAAGGGUAAACGGGCGGUUGUGCGACGGCCGCGAGGCGUGCGGCGGGUGAGCGCUCGCGUUUUGCCGGCGGGUUCUGUGUCGCGACGUUCAGCGCCCUCUAGCGAGAGAACCGAUUCCGACGAGCCGACGCACGCUAUCUAUAUGAACUCUGGAAGAAAAAUCGGGCCACUUCGUAGACGUUUGAGUGUAGCGCGGUCUUCCAAAAGGAAAACCAAACUUUCGUAUAUGCGUACCAUGAAUUUGAGAAACAGUGGAAGCCCGAUACUACGAGAAAGUGUUCAAAAUAAUUUCACAAAUUUUGAUGAUAAUUUAGCUUUACCCAGUACUAGUUCAGGGUACAGAGGGCAAACGCCAGGUUUGUUCCGGAUAGCGGAGGUGGAUUCUGAUGACGACCAGUCAGUCGGUGGUCGGCAGUCGCCGCGAAGUCAAAACCAAAAUAUUCCGGCCAAUUUAAUUAGCAUUGUGCCCACACCUGUAAAUGGUUCACGAGACAGCUUAGGCGAUUCGUUGCGAAUGGAUACACCGGCUUCUCCUCACGAGGCUCGCCAACGUACGAGCCUGCGACGGUCGCGCCGAAACGGCAGACAUACUCGCCGAUCUGACUCAAGCGAGUCACCCCCGCCGAAAGACGCGUGCGAACGCGCAUCCACUUCGCUCGCCGAGCGGCUCUCACCAAAAGGCUUCAACAGAACCGUCGCGCGGCUCAUGAAUGAAACGAAUGAGAGUGAGAUUGAGAGCAGCUGCAGCACUGAAGGUAGUCUGUGGCCUACCACUGUAUCAGAAACAGUGGACAGCGGAGGUGGCGCCGUAGCCGGAGGCAGCACGCACAAUACUCUCCCUGAAGACGACGCCUCCGACGAUCCAGAGUUCCAAAUCAUCAAAUUUAGACAGCGCGUGAAAAAGGCGCGAAGAAAUUACAGAAGUCACCUGGACUCCGAUUCUAACUGAACUGAUUGUGUAUAUUAGAUUAAGAUUAAUGUGUAUUAAUUACAUCGAAGAUAUUUAAUAUUUUAAAACGCCAAAGUUUUUAAACUACCCGCAAUAUUGUAACUUCAAUGUAAUUUUUAUAACAGGCCAUAAAAUCGUUUUUUUUUGCGAGUUUUACAUUUUGAUUAUAGCAUUUAGACGUGGUAUUACCUACAUACUGGUAAUACGCAGAGAUGUCAGACUAAAUAGAUUUACUUUCUUAAUUCAAAGAUAGGUUUUAAACGGCUUAAUUAGUCCCUUGAAUGUCAAUGAAUUUGAGGUUGUUUCUUAUUAUUUCAAUGUAUCUUUAUGUAUGGGUAUAUUUUUAUGAGGCAGUGCAGCCGAUAUUUAUACAACCUUUGUGCUGCAGAAGAGGGUUAUUCGCGCGGUUCUAAAGAAUCACUAAUACAGGGUGGACCAAAAGUCCGUUUGUAAUUUUAAUGAUGAUUAAAAAAAAACUAAUUACAGUAGAUCAAAAUUGUUUAUUGGUUUCGAUAGUAAACAAAAGGGGAAUUUAUAUCUUAAAAAUCACUUUAUCCAUAUGCAAUUCUUCAUUAUUCUGGCAUUGCUGCAAUCUAAAGCGGAAAUUUUCGAUAACAGCUUUACAUGUUUCUGUUGAGAUGUUUUGGAUUUCUGUGCGAAUACGAUCCUUUAAUUCGUCAAGAGUUACUGGGUUGGUGUUGUAAACUUUAGCCUUAAGAUAUCCCCAAAGAAAAAAAUCCAUUGGUGAUAGAUCCGGGCUACGAGGCGGACAGUUAAGGUCCCCUCUUUUCGAUAUCACCUUUUGAGCCAAAAAUGUCUCGAGCUGCCCUUAACGAGUCAUUACAUGUAUGACAAGUGGCUCCAUCUUGCUGAAACCAUGAGCGUUGAUUAAAACCAACAAAAUCCUGCAGCGCGUGAGCGAAAAAGUUUUGUAACAUGGUGAUAUACCGCUUGGAAUUCACUGUAACCGCACGUCCUCUUGAGUCUUCAAAAAAGUAUGGACCAAUAAUGCCUCUUGCUGAUAAAGCAGCCCAUACUGUCACUUUGGGUGAAUGCAGGGGUUUGGAUGCUUUAAUUUCGGAUUAGUGUCACUCCAAUAACGACAAUUUUGUCUAUUAACAUGCACAUUUAGGUGGAAGUGUGCCUCGUCUGAGAAAAAAAUGUUUGUCAAACUGGUGAAUUGCUCUACCAAUUCGUUCGCAAAUUGCAACCUAGUGGCAUGGUCCUGAGGCCUUAAUUCCUGCACCAUUUGGAUUUUAUAGGGAUGCAGACUUAAAUCUUUCUUGAGAAUGCGGUUUAAUGAUGUUCUUGGCACGUUAAGGACAGCAGACCGCUUUCGAGUUGAAAGUCCACGUUGGUCACGAACAGACGAUGUUACUCGCUCCACGUUUUCGGGGUCCCUCGACGUUCUAGGCCGGCCAGAUCGAGGUAAAUCCAUUGUUGGACCCGUCUUCUCAAACCUGAGCACCCAUUUUUUAAUUAACACACCUGAUGGAGCUUGAUUUUUGUGUCGUAUCUUGUAAUGAUUGCAAAACUUUCGUUGAGCUAAGGUCGCAGAAUCGUUGUUUCGAUAGUACUCGCGUACACAAAACGCACGUUGACUACCGCUGACCGCGCCAUGGUACUUAAUUCCCAUUGGCCGCUCAUGCAAUGCGUAACCCCUCCACACCCCUCCGCGCCGCUGCUAGACGCGGCAACCGAUUCAAAUGUUAACGGACUUUUGGUCCACCUGUAUAAUAAAUGGAUGUAUGACAUGUGAAAAGGCGAUCAACAAACACUAUAUAACACACACACGCUUAUUUAACUAUGUAACGUACGAGUGACCAUCACUAUUUCAUAUGUUUUAAUGUUUUACGUGGACCCCUAAUUCAUUUUAUAUAAUAAAACCCACCCUAGGUUUAUACUACCUGCAAUUAACAUAUGCUUUCCGGCACUGUAAGUCAGAAUUGGACCAUUAGUUUCAGAGACUAGCCGAAAUAAUAAAAAAAUAAAAUAUAUAGAUGCGUUAAAAUAUAGGUAUAUAUGCCAAAAAUGAAUGUAAGUUUGCCACAUAAAAAUACUUUGAAUUCUUAGUAUAUAUUGAAAUCUUUUAAAUUAUUAAAUACAUAAUAUGUGCUUUAAUUUUUUAGCUCGUAGAUAAUUUUUCAAUAGUUUGUCACAGCUCAAUAACAUUGUACCUAUUUUGGUGUAAUUUUAGCAAUUAUUUUCUACCAGGCGCGAACAAAACAGUAGGUAGGUUUAAGUUUCAAACAUCAUAAAUAAAAUAUUCGACUUUCACACGAAUAAUCUAGCCUAGCAUACUAUGUGUACAAGGCAAACUUAAAACAUAUAGACAUAGAAAUAACAUUUAAAUUCAUCAUAAAUAUAAAUGUUUGCAUCUACCGGUUUUCAAAUGGGUCGUCAUAUAAAUAAGACUAAAUAGGAUACUAAUUACAAGAAAAUGUAACUAAUUAAUAAUUUUGCAUUGUUAUAUAUAUCAGUCGAGGUAUCAAAAAUAAUUUAUAUAUGUGUCGCAGGUAUAUUGUCAAAGCCGUGAUAUUACAAUUUUAUUCGCUUAGAUAACAAAUAGUUGAUUACACUAAUGUAGAAGUUAAAAAUAAUGACUAGGUAUACAAGAAACAGACCAAUCAGACGGCCUCAUAAACUAGAAUCCAGUAAAAUUGUCAAAAUAUAAUUGCUUUACAUUAAUCACUACCUAUAGUGUACCCGUGACAUUACAAUGUCAGUAAAACCAGCAGUUAAAUCGUAGAUGGUAGAUUGUCGAGUCGAUUGACAAACCGUUUAAUUAUAAUAUCGCUAGUGUAAUUGUAUUAUCAAGGCUUUCAUAAUAUAAUAAAUGCAACCUAAAUAAUAUAUUCGUCAACUUCCGCCACAAUGAACCACAUUUCCGCCGCUCUGGGUACCACAACGGCUCCUCUGAGCCAUUUCAGCAAAUAUAAGGUAUGACACAUGCUUAUUACGUCUUUAUUUAUAAUAUUGCAAUCAUUUUAAUUAUCUUUUCAAAUAUUUAUGCUUAAAAGUUUUUUAAUUCACUCAAAAAAUAAAAAAACCGAACGCAUUUCGUGGUUAACAUUUUUCCAAAUAGUUAUCAAUCUUACGAGUUCGAUUGCGCUAUUUUAAAGGGCGUGUAGAGUGUAGGUUAUUAUGCGCAAUCAUACUGGCAUGUUACAAAUUGUUAACUUAUGUGUUGAAUACAUAAUUCAAUAUUACUUAGUAAAGUUUGCAUGUAGUCUGUUGAAAUGAGAACUUCUUUGAGAUUUUUAUUUAUAGCAAUUUAAUAUGCUAAUAUUCACGAAUAUAAAAUACCAAAAUUCAUUCCUGUACAAUAAAUUCAAUAACUAUGCCGACUUGUUUAUAUAAAUUGGCCAUGUCCUUUACCUACUAUGUUAUAAUAAACACUUUUAGUAUACCUACAUAAUAAAAAUUAUAACUACGAGUAAGUAAGUACAAACGACAGUUUAUCUAGAGGCACCAGUAAUUGACCACUUAAGAGCCCUGCUAAAAUGUUUUUUUAUUGAGCAUAUACAUUUAAAUUUUAGAAUAUCAGUGGAUACUUAAAGAAAAUAAUUAUACCCUUCAGAUUAAGUUUUGCUAAUAAGUCUUUCAAUUUAACAAAUCAAAAACACUUAAAAAAAUGUUGAACCAUAUUAAGUUUUUGCUUCAGUAGUUGACCAAUCAAAAUCUGAAAAAAUUUGUAGUUGACCGUAUUUACCAUCAGUAGUUGACCAUAUGAAUAAAAGCUACUGUUAUGGUAAAUAAGACCACAGAUAUGUCUUUUGGAAACUUAAUUCCACAUGAAAUCUAACUCGGGAACAGAGUAAACAUUACGCGUUUUACUGGUCUUUUUAGGUUCAUUUAUGUGGGAUGUCACAUUUUUCCACUGGUAUGGACAUCAGGUCUCUCGGGCCAUUUCCAUAAGCGACCACACUGUAUCAUUGAUGAAAUUGUUGCAAUAUGUUCAGUAACAUUAAUUAUUUUGCCAGGAUAAUACUUAUUACCGUAAGUGAAAAUAACAAAUUCAUUAAUUUGUUUUAAUAACGGCUUCCUAGAAGGUUUAAAGUUGCUUAAGUUUUCAUCUUCCGAGGAUUCUGAAACCACACUAUCUUCAGAAGAAACAUCCACACUCGAGUCAGAGCUAUCUGAAAGAAUCUUUGAUACACUUUUAUUGUGUUUAUUUUUCACCACUCUAACUUUAUUUUUCUUUAGUCCUUCAUUCUCUUCCUUCUUUCGCUGUCUUUCAGCGGCUCUUUCUAUCUUCAAUUGCUCAAGAUCCUCUCUUCUUUUUUUUGUUUUCAAAAUAUUUUUAGCACAAUUCUCUGGAGACAAUCGUUGGCAUUCUUUCCCUCACUAUCCUUUUUUUUCUUGAUUUCUUUGCAUUGCUGGAUAAAAGAAGUGCCUCUUAAAUGGACUUGGUAUUUCUUCUUGUGAAGGUCCUGCAACGUUUUCUUUAUUUAGACUGGUAGAUGCCUCUAUUACUUGGGACAGAUCUUGGUGCCUAGUAGAAUAAACUAAAACUGAAUCUGAAGCAUUUGGAUGCAAGUCACUAAUGACACGCCCAUUAUAGAAGCUUCGUCUAUAUUUCUUCCGUCAGGAACAACCUCUGGAGAAUUGAGGGAUGUUGAUAAGUUAUCAGCAAAGCAGGUUAUAUCUUGGAUACCACUCUAUAAUGUAUUUUGUCCAUUUAUCUUGUUUACUUAUGGGUUCUAAAUUUUGUCUCUCACAAAUAAAAAUUUAAACAAAUUUAAAGUGUGCCAACAUGGGAACGAGCGCAGCAUGUUGAAUAUAAGAAUAACAAACAUAAGAAAGAAAACAAAAAAGGAAAGUGUGGGUAAAACAAUUAAGCAGCUAAAAUGGCGAUAGGACAGGACAUGUGAUAAGAAGCAAACAAUAUAAAUGACAGUACAAUAUAUUCGACAUUAAAAUUCAGCGUCGAUUCGCAAAGAUCGCCCCUAAUUAGUACCUACCAUAUACCAUCAAUUCUCAGGGCGACAAUCGUAGAAUUUCCAUUCUGUGAUUUGACAGUGUGACAAUAAAUAUCUGAAACAAAGACAAUCGCUUCACACGUGAAGAAUAGUAGAUUGUUAACCGAGGGUCGAAAGAAUCAAUUCCCGAGGCUAUAGUCCGAGUAGGAAUUGAUUCUUUUACGCGUGUUAAACACUACUUUUCAUUUCGAAUAUGAGUAAAAUAAAACUUGUUGUUUAUGUUAACUAUUUAUUCAUAAUAUUAUAUGAUAAUAUAUAUAAUAUUAGUAGUACCUAUUUAAAAUGAAAUGUCAAAUUAGGACAAUUUACGUCGACUUUUUAAAUUUUAAAUUGGAACUCACCGCGUAAUUGUUGCGGCAUAAGCCGCAACGCUCGCAAAAGCGAUAACGCUCAAAGAAGUUUGCGCUAAGUUCACACUGGCUGUUUAGAAAGUCACAUGGCCGCAAUUUUUUUUAAAUUAGUUUUUUUUACAUAAAACUCUUCACAGCUGACAGCAGUUCUAUUUUCAAAGUUCAUUCCGGCCCUUAGGUGGGAAGUAAUUUGUAUAAGUUUUUCCCUCUCUAUGGCGGGAAGCAGCAUUUUCCACCCAAUAAUCAGAUCAAAACAACAUCGUGUCGGAAAGUAGUGUCGCUGCGCGGGCGUACUACAAAUACUUCUCAUAUAUAGAUGGGUACACUCUCAUCACUUCGUAAACGCGUCCUUCGUAAAGACGUACCUAAAAAUUUAAAAAACUAAGAAGAUGGUCUCAAAAUUCAAUAAACCAUAGUUAUUUUAAUUAAGCUAUGUAAGUUUGUAUCUAUUUAUAACUGAAUAUAGGUAAACUUAAGGUUGUAUUUUUAGUAGUAAUUAGAUAUGAUAACAUUCGUAAUUUUAUUCAUUAAGAUAUUAAAAUGUUUAUAAUCACUUAAACUGAAACAUGAUAUUAUAUAGAAUACUUGUAAUAUUAGGUACACUUAUGUAUAACACUGUAAAUAAAGACUUAAAACAAAUAUA
Leptidea sinapis is the source of this 8551-nucleotide messenger RNA. Its product is annotated as DDB1- and CUL4-associated factor 5. Gene Ontology annotation, biological process: negative regulation of fatty acid biosynthetic process. The record is from RefSeq and is a predicted model, not a curated record. Gene Ontology annotation, molecular function: protein binding. The transcript is spliced from 13 exons. Lineage: Eukaryota; Metazoa; Arthropoda; Insecta; Lepidoptera; Pieridae. Gene Ontology annotation, cellular component: cytoplasm; Cul4-RING E3 ubiquitin ligase complex. The coding region runs from base 69 to 2576 and encodes 835 amino acids.